Mangifera indica (mango) is the source of this 1663-nucleotide messenger RNA. Its product is annotated as flavin-containing monooxygenase FMO GS-OX-like 9. NCBI's taxonomy places the organism in Eukaryota, Viridiplantae, Streptophyta, Magnoliopsida, Sapindales, Anacardiaceae. The record is from RefSeq and is a predicted model, not a curated record. The transcript is spliced from 7 exons. The coding region runs from base 61 to 1437 and encodes 458 amino acids. Gene Ontology annotation, molecular function: N,N-dimethylaniline monooxygenase activity; flavin adenine dinucleotide binding; NADP binding.
ACACGUUUCACAUUCACAACACAUUUCACUUUUCUCAUUCACACUAGUAAAUUCACCACCAUGGUUUCCGAUAAUCACCAACGAACAUUCCACUCAAAGCAUGUCUGCGUGAUCGGGGCCGGCCCGUCGGGGUUGGUGGCGGCGAGGGAGCUAAGAAAAGAAGGCCACGCCGUGGUGGUUUUGGAGCAAAACGACGACGUUGGUGGGCAAUGGCUAUACGAUCCUAACGUGGAGAGUGAGGAGCCAUUAGGGAGGAGCAAAUUUCUGAAAGUUCACAGCAGUAUUUACGAGUCCUUGCGGCUGACGUCGCCGAGGGAGAUCAUGGGGUACACAGAUUUUCCGUUUGUGGUGAAGAAAGGAAGAGAUACGAGGAGAUUUCCGGGGCACAGGGAGCUGUGGCUGUAUUUGAAGGAUUUUUGUGAGUGGUUCGGGUUGAGGGAGAUGAUUAGGUUUAACAGCAGAGUUGAGUAUGUGGGGAUGCUGGAUUAUGGAGAGUUUGGAAAAGAGGUGAAAUGGGUUGUGAAGAGCAAAGAGAAGAAGGCUGAUCAGAAAGUUGUGGAGGAAGUUUUUGACGCUGUGGUUGUUGCCACUGGCCAUUACUCUCACCCCAGGUUGCCUUCCAUUAAAGGAAUGGAUACAUGGAAAGGGAAGCAACUUCAUAGUCACAUUUAUAGAGUUCCAGAGCCAUUUCGUAAUGAGAUUGUGGUGAUUGUUGGGAAUUCAUUAAGUGGGCAAGAUAUAUCGAUUGAGCUUGUGGAAGUGGCAAAAGAAGUUCAUCUUAGUGCAAAAUCCCUUAAUAUUUCCGAGGGUUUAUCUAAAGUUUUAUCCAAAUAUAAGAACUUGUAUCUUCAUCCCCAGAUAGACGUGCUAGGAGAAGAUGGACAUGUGACAUUCGUUGAUGGCUCGUGGAUCAUUGCAGACACCAUCUUAUAUUGUACAGGGUAUUCAUAUGCUUUCCCAUAUCUUGACACCAAAGGAAUAGUAGCUGUGGAUGAUGACCGAGUGGGUCCUUUGUAUGAGCAUACCUUCCCUCCUUCUCUUGCUCCCUCUCUCUCUUUUGUUGGCAUUCCUCGAAAGUUGAUAGGGUUCCCUUUCUUUGAAUCACAAGCAAAAUGGAUAGCUCAACUACUGUCUGGAAAAAGAGCCCUCCCAUCAUUCAAUGACAUGAUGCUCUCCAUAAAGGAAUUUUACCACUCAAGGGAUGUUGCUGGCAUUCCCAAGCAUUACUCUCACGACAUUGCUAAUUUUGAGUACUGUGAUAAAUAUGCAGACACUGUUGGAUUCCCUCGCUUGGAAGAAUGGAGAAAAGGGCUUUGCAUAUCAGCUUUGGUGAAUGCAGAUGCUAAUCUGGAGACAUAUCGAGAUUGUUGGGACGAUCAUGAGCUUCUUCAGGAAGCUCUUCAGAGUCCUCAUUUCACUCAACUUAAUGCUCACUGAAAGUUCGUAUAAAUGGGCACUAAUAGAGAGAGAGAGAGAGAGGUUGAAACGAAACCUCUCCCUAUAUAAAUAUUGUUUAUUUUCUCAUUGAUUUAAGAAAGAAGAAGAAUUUUAUUAUUCUAUUUUUACCUUUUGGAAAUGCUAGAAUCAAAGAGACUGAAACAAUUGUAAUCAUCUUGGGUACAAGUGGAUUGCAGAAGAAUUUUGAGUGUUGAUGACUUCUUUU